AACAUGGCGUAGGCAUAUUACCAGCAGCCUAGCUAACAUGCAAGCACAGACUUUGUUUACAAAUACAAACGCGAUCUUUGAGCGGAGCACGCCACCAACACGAAAACGCAGUACAGAUACGGGAAUCGAGAACACUAUGUCUUCGUCAGUUGCACCAACUAUCCUGUGUUCUUCGGUAUUCAAGAACAUGCGUGGCAUAGAACUGUUCAAUCCAUUCAAGAUCAUAUGGUCAGAUGAAUUCUUCCAGAAGGAAGACAGGUUUUCUGAUGAGAUUGUAGGAUGUCUGUGUACCUCGAGAUUCGUGCAUUUAAUCGAUGAUAACUUCUUGUCUAUGAUGCCGAACUUGAAAGUCAUCAGUCUUCAUUCUGCUGGAAUCGACACCCUGGACGUUCAGAAGAUGCAUCAAUUGAACAUCCGGGUGGCCAACAUUCCGCACCUAGUAGCUGAUACAACUGCCGAUAUGGCAUUUACAUUAAUACUUGCAACAGCGAGAAAACUAAAAAAAUAUCUGAAUUGGAUGAAGAACAUGUUAAUGCAACAUACUGCAGUACUUUGGAGGAGCUCCUGAAAAAGUCGGACUUUCUUGUACUUGCUGUUCCUCUCACUCCAGAAACCACCAACAUCAUUGGUCAGAAAGAACUGGCCAUAAUGAAGCCCACAUCCAUACUUAUUAAUGUUUCAAGAGGGCAUGUUGUCGACACAGAUGCUUUAGUUGAUGCUUUGAAGAAUAGCACGAUCUCGGCAGCUGGUCUGGAUGUCACAGCGCCAGAGCCUCUUCCGCUUGAUCACCCUCUUAUACAGAUGGACAAUGUUGUACUCUCUGGCCACACUGGUACAGCAACAGCCGAGACUCGUAGUGAAAUGCUAAAGCAAACAGUUAAAAACUUGGAAGCUGGUAUAAAUGGAGAGCCAAUGAAUAAUGAACUCUAACCAUAAGAUAAAAAAAAACAACAAAUUAUUUCUUCAUCAGUAACUGAUGUUAAACAUAUCUUUAUGAUAUCAAUAUUUUACAGAUACGGUAUUGUAUCUCUAAUCAGUUUCUUUUCAUUUGCUUUUGACUUACGUAAUAAAUAUUAAUUGUUUGUUUGCUUACUUACAUACUUACUUCUUCCCUUAACUACCUACCGUAUCUACUUAUUUCCUUACUUACUGUACUUACUUAUACUUACUUACCUACCUACCUACUCACUCACUCACCGUACUCACUCACUUUCUCAUUCCUCCACUCACUUACUCCCCCACUCACUCACUCCCCCACUCACUCACUCACUCACUCACUCUCACUUACUUACUUAUACUUAUAAACUUGCCUGCUUCCUUACUAAUCAUUUUAUGUGAUCCGUAAUAAGCAAGAUUCCUUAUUGUUAUGGGUGUUAUUAGCCGUUUUGUAAAGUGCAUAACCCAGAAGUUUCAUGCACUAGUGCAUUGAAAGGGACAACAAAGGUGAGUAAAAGAAAUGAAAAUCCAAAAACAACACUAACAAAUUUUUAACAAAAGAAUUACUAAGAAAUAAUUGCAGUAUUGCCAGAAUUCUACCCAAGACCGGUUUUUAAGUUGUGCAUCGUAAUUACCAAAACCACAGUUCCUUCACUUUCAGAUAUUAUUUAAUAAAUAUUUUAUUUGUGUUAAUUGCGUAUUAUGUCAUGCCUAGUCAUAAGCCCAUCGAUUCAUCCUACCGGAUAGGCCCUGCUCGGGGUUAAACCAACUUCAGUGAGACCAUGAAAAUAGUUAUAUUUUGUAAUUCUAAUCGAAGUGUAAAUCUAUAUGAGUGAUGCAUUUUACAUAAGUAAAGCCUUUGCGCGGUUUAGUAAUAUUGGGCCCUAUUAAUAAAAAUAAGUAUUCAUCCAGUAAAAGCAAGAUAAGAACGAAUGAAAAACAAUGAAUCAAUAGAUGGAAUUUGGAAGUCCAGGAUAAUUGACAACUAUCGGUACAAGAUACUUUUUAACCAAACCAUUUAUUCAGUAUUGCCGUGAGCAGAACUAUAAUUUUUGUCUAUAUUGAAGAAUACUAUAAUAUUGUAAAAUAAAUAUAAAGACUAGAUAAA
This is a messenger RNA of Anneissia japonica, 2044 nucleotides long. RefSeq names its product glyoxylate/hydroxypyruvate reductase B-like. Gene Ontology annotation, cellular component: cytosol. NCBI's taxonomy places the organism in Eukaryota, Metazoa, Echinodermata, Crinoidea, Comatulida, Comatulidae. Gene Ontology annotation, molecular function: glyoxylate reductase (NADPH) activity; NAD binding; hydroxypyruvate reductase [NAD(P)H] activity. The record is from RefSeq and is a predicted model, not a curated record.